AUGGGAGAUGGGCUACCAAGGCCAUCAGGGGGGUUCACAGCAUCCUAUCUGUUCCAGAUGCCAUCAGAGGCAUUGGGACGAGGAGGUAACCAGGCACCUCGAGGUGGUCACCAGAGGGGCACCCCCCAGGCGUGGGUGUACUCGCUUAUGCCAAGAGAUUUGGAGAAUGCCGGCAACGUGGUGAGAGGUGUGACGUACUCCUUUGUUUCUCAGGGAUUGGUUAAAUUGUGUGGGGCAGAGACUCAGUUGUUAGAUGCCGAAUUAGAGGUGGUCACACCAACAGGGUUAAUUGUUGUUUGUAGUAAGGUGAUCAUAGGCUACCUGGUGGAGAUUCAGGGGAGGAUGCUACCUACUAACUUGAUUGUUUUUGACAUGCAUAGGUUCGACAUCAUUUUGGGAAAGGAUUGGCUAGCAUCUAGUUCGGCGAGCAUUGAUUGUCAUAGGAAGGAGGUAGUGUUUAGACCUCCAGGGGAGCAAGAGUUCAAAUUCGUUGGGUUGUGUGUGCGGUCUGUACCACAGAUCCUUUCAGCAAUUCAGGAAAAGAGGUUGCUUCGAGAUGGCUGCCAGGGGCAUCUUGCAUUUGUGAAAAAAGCACCAAAGGAAGAACUAAAGCUGGAGGAUAUCCCAGUGAUAAGGGAGUUUUCAGAUGUGUUUCUUGAGGACUUACUGGGUUUGCCUCUAGAUCAUGAGGUGGAAUUCACCAUUGAGUUAACUCUAGGGAUGACGCCAAUUUCCAAGGCUCCAUACCAAAUGGCUUGA
Malania oleifera is the source of this 759-nucleotide messenger RNA. RefSeq lists its product as uncharacterized. Lineage: Eukaryota; Viridiplantae; Streptophyta; Magnoliopsida; Santalales; Ximeniaceae. The record is from RefSeq and is a predicted model, not a curated record. The transcript has 3 exons. The coding region runs from base 1 to 759 and encodes 252 amino acids.